Molecule: messenger RNA, 2330 nt
Organism: Monodelphis domestica (gray short-tailed opossum)
Lineage: Eukaryota; Metazoa; Chordata; Mammalia; Didelphimorphia; Didelphidae
Gene: SEL1L2
Product: SEL1L2 adaptor subunit of SYVN1 ubiquitin ligase
Biological process (GO): ERAD pathway
Cellular component (GO): endoplasmic reticulum membrane
Molecular function (GO): protein binding
Source: RefSeq, a predicted model, not a curated record
ACCCCACAUACCUGGGGAGAAAAAGCCUAUGGGCCAGUCUCUUAUCUGCCUGUGGAAGGAAGAAGAGCAGUGGCGGUCCAAGUGCUGCUGCUCAGGAAAAGAUGAAGCUCCUGUUCCUGUUGAUAGAGAUGUGGAUGAUUCUUGAGGUCAUAGUGAAAAAUACAGAAGCAGAAGAACAAGAAAAAAACCAGAAAGAAAAAAAUGUUACCAAACAGUUAUCAGUAAAGGACAGGAAGCUUUUAUCACAAGUACUGGAAAGGAAAAAACAAUUAAAAUCAGUUACAUCCAAAGAAAAUGGCUUAGUAAAUAGAAAAACCCAAAGGAGAAGAAAGAGAAAAAGAACUCAAAACCCAUAUAUGUUAAGAAGAAAUGUUAGCAGUUUAAGAAGACAAGCAAAGAAAAACCAAACUGAGGAAGGAAAUCACCUUUUUGAAUUGGGCACCAAAAUGUUAAACCAAUCUAAAAGCCAGAAACAAAAACAAGAAGCCUACCUACUCUUUGCCAAAGCAGCUGAUAAAGGAAACUUGAACGCUAUGGAGAAGAUGGCUGAUGCUAUGCUUUUUGGUGAUCUUCAUACUCAAAACAUUUCAGCAGCUAUAAACCUGUAUGAGUCUUUGGCAAAAGAAGGAUCCCAUACAGCCCAAAAUGCAUUAGGAUUUCUAUCUUCUUAUGGAAUAGGAAUGGAAUAUAAUCAAGCUAAGGCACUGGUAUAUUAUACUUUUGGAAGUGCUGGAGGAAGCAUGAUGUCCCAAAUGAUUCUGGGGUAUAGGUAUUUGUCUGGAAUAAAUGUUCUACAGAAUUGUGAAGUUGCACUUGUCCAUUACAAGAAUGUGGCAAAUUAUAUUGCUGAUAAAUUGGAAAAAAAUGAAGGUGUCCCUGUGGAAAAAGUGAGACUAACAGAAAGACUUGAAAAUCUGAGUUCUAACAGUGAGAUUUUGGAUUGGGAUGUAUACCAAUACUAUAAAUUUUUGGCAGAAAGAGGAGAUAUUCAGAUACAAGUAUCUCUUGGACAGUUACAUCUAAUAGGACGGAAAGGACUAGAACAGGAUUACUAUAAAGCAUUAUACUACUUCUUGAAGGCAGCCAAGGCAGGAAGUGCAAAUGCCAUGGCAUUUCUGGGAAAGAUGUAUUUAGAAGGCAAUCCUGCAGCUCCACAAAAUAAUGUCACUGCCUUUAAAUACUUUUCUAUGGCUGCUAAUAAGGGCAAUGCAAUUGGACUCCAUGGGCUUGGUCUUAUUUAUUUUCAUGGAAAAGGGGUUCCUGUGAAUUACGCUGAAGCUCUUAAAUUUUUUCAGAAAGCUGCAGAGAAAGGAUGGCCAAAUGCACAGUUUCAGUUAGGAUUCAUGUAUUACUCUGGCUCUGGAGUGUGGAAGGAUUAUAAACUUGCCUUCAAAUAUUUUUACUUGGCAUCUCAAAGUGGACAGCCUCUUGCCAUUUAUUAUUUGGCUGAAAUGUAUGCUACAGGAACUGGAGUGCUGAGAUCAUGCAGAACCGCAGUUGAGCUUUACAAGGGUGUUUGUGAACUGGGCUGCUGGGCUGAGAAAUUCCUGACAGCAUACUUUGCCUAUAAGGAUGGUGAUAUAAAUUCAUCCCUUGUUCAAUAUGCACUUCUGGCCGAAAUGGGGUAUGAAGUAGCUCAAAGCAAUUCAGCAUUCAUUUUGGAAUCUAAAAAGGCUACCAUUCUUGAGAAAGAAAAAAUGUAUCCCAUGGCACUUCUCCUGUGGCACCGAGCUGCGAUUCAAGGCAAUGCAUUUGCUAGAAUUAAAAUUGGAGAUUACCACUACUAUGGCUAUGGAACAAAGAAAGAUUAUCAAACAGCAGUGACUCAUUACAGCAUUGCAGUGGAUAAAUAUCACAAUGCCCAGGCCAUGUUCAAUCUGGCAUACAUGUAUGAGCAUGGCUUAGGGAUUUCGAAGGACAUUCAUUUGGCCAGGAGGUUAUAUGAUUUGGCUGCUGAAACAAGUCCAGAUGCCCACAUACCAGUUUUCUUGGCACUCCUGAAACUGGAAACAGUACAUUUGAUCAAAGAUAUUGUGUAUUUUAAGUUUAAUGUGAGAUGGAAAUGGCUGAAGUUGGACAAUACCCUUGGAUCCUACUGGGAUAUAUUUAUGAUUAUUGUCAUUAUUAUUAUGCUGCUAUUGUUGCUUAGAAACCGGCCAGCUUAAGGCAGCAAUCAAAUGAAAAACCUGCCAGUAGAGUUCAUUCAUUUCUGAGCUUAUUGUUUAGAACCCAACCAGUGAAAAACACCAAUCACAUAAGAGCCUGCUAAUUGAUUCCAAUCAUUACUGGGAAUCUUCUCCUAAUAAAAAAGAGCAAUUCCUCCACUUAAA